GGAGCUGCAGCCCCGCAGCACGUUCAUAUUGACGGUCCAGCCGAGAGGAAACCACGAACCGCCGCUGAGGGACGUGGCUGGGCUCCGUAGUGCUCCGCGGUAGUAGGGCACGUUUCUGCUCUUCCUACGCCGCCGGAGGAGAAAAAAAAAGUCCCUGCGCAUUCCUCCACGCAGAGAGCCCGAGAGGGAGAGCAGCCCACGGGGGGAGAAGGAGCUCUGGAAGCGGCCUCUUCACACGGUGGACCCGCCGGGGCUGGUGGCGGGUGUUCGGGCUCCAUCCGGUCGCACCGGCGCUUGGAUGAAUAAUUCCCGGUCCCUCGGUCCGAGGCUCGCGCUGCGAAAACCCACCGACAGCCGGCUGCGUCCGACGCCGCCGGAGCUCCCGGCCCCCACGGUGGACUAGAACCCGAAAACAACACGACCAACCCCGAGUCAACACGGGGCCUGAGGUGGAGGGGAGAGAAACCUGUAUUUGAUAACACUGUGGUGGUGGUGUGGGAGCUGCUCUGUGGCGCAGAGCCCCGUCAGGCAUGUUGCCGAGUCGGUGGGGGAGGAGAGACGGAGCCCACUGUACCUCGACGCCGAUCCAGUGUCACUCCACUCUCGGGUCUAUUUUAUGAUCCCAUCCACGAAGCACAAUUGGACACUUUUGUCUCCGCAGCAUCGCCCAACCUCGUCCACUGUUGGUGUGUUAUUUGACGGGAUGAUGCUUCAGCCUUACACACGCGAAUCUAUCUCAGCAGCCUGACUUUCUGUUUCUCUAUUUGUUACCUCAAAAAAACUCUCUGUGGAGAAGUGGCUGCCUGCCUGCUUUGCAUCAGGUCAGAGUUACAUAAUACAGACGCGGGAUCUGUAUGUCGUUUAGCACCGUUUUCACUUUCAAGCUGACUUUAAUACCUCAUGAAUCUACCUCAAUCUGCACAUUGUUUACUACCCGACGGGCCGCUGUGUCCUCGCAUGAAUACCUCAUUUUCGUCGCUGCGCAUGUUUUAAACUGAGCCCGUGUUACGGUAACGCUGCUGCAGAUGGCUUCGUUUCCAGACUCGGACCUGCAGACGUGCCCGCUCUGCAAGGAGCUGUGCGGCUCCUCGGCUCCCAUCUCCUCCAGCUCUUCUACCUCCUCCUCCUCCUCGCACACUUCGUCCUCCUCCAGCCAGACCACCAGGAGACUGCACGUCCUGCCCUGCCUCCACGCCUUCUGCAGGCAGUGCCUCGAGGGCCAGCGCAGUCCCGGGGACCCGCUGAAGCUGCGGUGCCCCACCUGCGACCAGAAGGUGUCCAUCUCCGAGGCCGGCGUGGACUCCCUGCCUUCCUCCAACUUCCUCUUCAGCAACCUGUUGGACGUGGUGGUGAGCUCCGAGGAGCAGAUCCAGAACAAGAACGGCCACCACCACCACAAUCACCACCACCGAGGAGGCCUAGGUGUGGGCUCGUCUGGCUUCCAUCUUCCCCAACGAGGCCUGCUGCAUCCACACCACCUGGGUGAGCCUCAGUGCAGCUCCUGUGAUGAGGAGAACCCAGCCACCUCCCACUGCCUUGACUGCCAGGAAUACCUGUGUGACAACUGUGUGCGGGCACACCAGCGGGUGAGGCUGACCAAGGACCACUUCAUCGAGCGCCUGGGAGAGAGCCUCCUCCUGGGCCGGGUCAACGCCAACAGCAACCCGGGCCAGCCAGGGGUGUCCGUGUCCCUCGCCCAGUCCCUGCAGAACAACUUUGCCCUGCUGUCCCUCUUCCAGGACCGCAUGAGCUUCUGUCAACACCACGACAAUGAGGUGUUCCUGUUCUUCUGCGAAACCUGCUCGGUGCCUAUCUGCAGGGAGUGCAGUGUGGGCCGUCACAUGGGCCACACCUUUGUUUACCUGCAAGACGCCGUGCAGGACUGCAGAGCCAUCACCAUCCAGCUGCUGGCAGAUGCAGAACAAGGACGACAGGCUGUGCAGCUGAGCAUGGAGAAGGUCCAGGCCAUGGCAGAGCAAGUGGAGAUAAAGGCAAAGGUGGUGCAGACAGAGGUGAAGGCACUCGUCCUGAGACACAGGAAAGCGCUGGAGGAGAGGGAGUGUGAACUACUGUGGAAGGUAGAGAAGAUCCGUCAGGUGAAGGCCAAGUCUCUGUACCUGCAAGUGGAGAAGCUGCACCAGAGUCUGACCAAGUUGGACAGCACCAUCGCUGCCGUCAGCCAGGUGCUGGAUGAGGGCCACCACCUCGACGUGCUGCUGGCUAGGGAGCGAAUGCUCACCCAGAUCCAUGAGCUCAAGGCCCUCAGGGGCCUGCUUCAGCCGCAAGAGGACGACCGCUUCAUGUUUACUCCUCCAGACCAGGCUCUGUACAUAGCCACCCAGUCCAUGGGUCUCAUCAGUAGUGGAGCCUUUGCCCCGGUCACCAAAGCCCACGGGGAGGGUCUGAAGAGUGCGCUUCGUGGCAAGCCUGCCUCCUUUACUGUGAUUGGAUAUGACCAUGAUGGCGAGCCACGUCUCUCUGGUGGUGACACGGUGUCUUCAAUAGUCAUGUCAGUUGGCGAUGGCAACCUGUCUGCAGCAGAGGUAACGGACCACCAGAAUGGCUCGUACACCGUCGGCUACGUACCCAAGUGUGAAGGGGAGCUCCUUGUUUCAGUGCUGGUGUGUAACCAGCACAUCCAGGGCAGCCCCUUUAAGGUGAUCGUGAAGUCGGGGCGCAGCUAUGGGUCCCUUGGUUCACAAGUCGCAGCCUUCGGGUGUGAGGGGGAAGGAGACGGUCAGCUCUGUCGUCCCUGGGGCAUCAGCGUGGACAAGGAGGGCUACGUGGUGGUGGCUGAUCGCAGCAACAACCGCAUACAGAUAUACAAGCCUUGUGGUGCCUUCCACCAUAAGUUUGGCUCUCUGGGUUCUCGGCCUGGUCAGUUUGAUCGUCCAGCCGGGGUUGCAUGUGACAGUCAGAGACGAAUCAUUGUGGCUGAUAAGGACAAUCACCGUGUACAGGUGUUUACUUUUGAGGGCCAGUUCCUGCUCAAGUUUGGGGAAAAGGGUACCAAGAAUGGGCAGUUCAAUUAUCCCUGGGAUGUGGCUGUCAACUCUGAGGGUAAGAUCCUGGUCUCCGACACCAGGAACCACCGCGUGCAGCUCUUCGCCCCCGACGGGUCCUUCCUCAACAAGUACGGCUUUGAAGGGGCCCUGUGGAAACACUUUGACUCUCCCAGAGGAGUGGCCUUUAACCACGAAGACCACCUGGUGGUGACCGACUUCAACAACCACCGGCUCCUGGUCAUCCGGCCUGACUGCCAGUCGGCUCGCUUUCUGGGCUCCGAGGGCACAGGGAACGGGCAGUUCCUGCGGCCCCAGGGUGUCGCCGUGGACCAGGAGAACCGCAUCAUCGUAGCCGACUCCCGCAACCACAGAGUCCAAGUGUUCGAGCCCAAUGGAAACUUCUUAUGCAAAUUUGGCACCCAGGGGAGCGGCUUUGGACAGAUGGAUCGCCCCUCCGGUGUGGCUGUGACGCCUGACGGAGUCAUUGUGGUUGUUGACUUUGGAAAUAAUCGCAUUCUCAAAUUCUAAAAAAAAGAGUUUAUUUUUGCAUUCUCUCCCCCCGUUUGUCCUUGCAGCUUUUUCAAUGAAGGAAAUGGAGGCGAGGGAAUGAAUCAACUGUCAGAACAGGAGGAGAGCUUAGAGAGGACUGAGAGCAUGUUGAAAUGAAGGGAAAAUAAAACUAUAGAUUUUUUUUUUUUCAUUUUCAUUGAUAUUUUCCAAAUCAGAUAUCUGUGGUUUGUAUGACAAAGGGGACCUCUACAAAUUGAUAAUCAGUAGACAAAGAGCCAUAUUUCCCUUCGUCGCUCUCAACUGCUCUGAGUUCUUCCUGUUAGCUCUCCUUACGUAUCCAUCUCAGGGAAUUUCUCACUUUUCUUGAAAUCUUACACCCUCUGCUCCACACCUACCUCAUUUAGCUCUUUAUGAAUGUACUCAUAGUCACUGAGCAGAGGUUUUAGUCCGUGAAGUUUUACAAAGAAGAAAAGUCUAACUCUAUAGUUUGUUAUUUAAGAGAGACAAAAAAAGAAUAGACUCUUCAGUUGAUAUUUGCACAGGAUUAAUGGAAUUCUUGCUGUGCAUUUUGAAAUAUGAGUUAAAGUGAACCUCCUGAAUGUUGUUGCUGAGACAAUACUCAGACCACUGUAGAGGCUGCAUGAUUUAUUCUCAUUAGACGGCUUCGCUUGGAGGGGAAAUUAGGGUACAGUAGUGUCCUUUUCAUGUUUUAGGCUUGUUAAUUUUUCGCUUGUGCAUCAAUCCUUGUCUCUCUGUGGCUCUGUGGAGUUUGUUGUGUCAUGAUAGCCGAAGAGUGUCAGAAGCGAUGCCAAACUUGAUAGAAUCAAAAUUAGCUCAGGUCAUUGUAGGACUGAUUAGAAUGAUCAGUACUUUUCAGGCUCUCCCUCUAGCUUUACUUGCUACUUUAUUGAUUCACGAGAAUAUAGAGUUUUGGGAAGCAUCUUCAAAAUGAUCCAUCAGAUCCCCAAAAUUAGCCCUGUAAUAAAAUUACCUAAAAUAGCUUUAGCAUCCAUACACCGCCCCACCCCAACCGUGUCUUGUAAGAUUGGAUGAAUUCUGGUCUUUAUAAAGUAAGACAACCUGUGCUCUCCAGACAGUUGCAUGAACAACGAUGAUGCAAAGACUCGUAUGCAAGGAGAGCAGCAUCUCCUCCGAAAGCGAGGACCCACCAAAGGGUUUUGGAGAAAAAUCUUCCAAGAUCUGUUAGUGAUCUUAGCAUAGAGAUUUAAUCAUAUUAUUGAAUGACACCUUUUUGAUGAGGCAUGCUGUGUAACAAAAGCCUCAGAUGAAGACGUCUAAUUUGGCCGUCCAGAGGACAUUAAUGACAUCAAAUCACAGAGCUAACAUUACAGUCCUCUGGAUUCAGAUAGUGGUUGAAAGCCACCUCUCGUUAGCUCCUGGGGUCUGUAGUCCAGCCCUAUGAGGAGGGCACCAUCGUGAAGCCCUGCCCUAUUUAUUGAUGCCUGGAGCUGUGAAGACAUCUCCAGAUUCAACGCUAGUUGACGGAUUCCUCUAAAGAUGAAGGUCUAAAGACCAAAUAUUAUAGUCAACCAAAGUUAGAAUUUCUGCACAUUGGCGAACUCUAGAUUUAGCUAUUUAAUAAACAAAUCCUCCCCUUUAAAAACAUUUUCUUGAAUAAUCAUUGUUGCUGGGAAGUCUAAAGUUCACAAAAGUCAGUUGUGAGUUCAUAGCACUGUCCAUGUUAGGCUUAGAUGGAUAAAGUGUACUUGGGGCAAAGUCUAUUGUGCAUGAGUACUUGCACAUCCUGCAGAGACCAAGACCCUCGCUGUUUGAGGCAGGGUUUGAAAAGAAGACUCUUGUCGUCCGUCUGCAGAGAUGUUCGAGUACAGUACAGAGGAAAACUGCACCAAAGAGAACACCUUUCUUCCCUCUCGCAUUUAUCGCAUCAGCCAUCAAAUGAUGCCCCUGUUUUAUUAGUUUUAGACGGCCUGAGGGCUCAAAGUAGAACCUUUCAUUAGCCUUUAUAUCCCUGUCUAAUUUCCAUAGAAACAAAUAGAUUCUAAGUCUUUGUUGUGAAAGCAUUGUGGGUUUUUGAAUCCCCUUCCCCUCUGUGUCUCGCUGGAAGCACUAAGACAAUUAAGGAUCUGUUAGCCACUUCCUUAGCCUGGCACAGAAUCCUGGGACCCAUGAAAAGAGUCACUGACCGGCUCUCGCCUCUGAGGAGAGGGCCUGUGUGCACAUGAUCAGGAUUUACAUCCUCAUAUCUCAGAUAUCCUUUUCCCUUAACACAUGUUGAACCUCCUCUUGUAUACCUCAACUCCUGAAUACCUCAAAUAUGUCACACAUAGCUACUGUGCAUUUAAACAUUCAAAUACCUCAACUUGUUACUCUCAUUCUGAAUACCUCAUUGCUCUUUAUUUAAGCAUACCUCGUCAGAUAUUUAUGCAUUACAAAUAUACCUCAUUCUUUGAAUCUUCUUGUGUUACAGUGCAGUAUGUGUCUCAUAGCUCUAGGACCAAAGAUCAUGGUACUGUUCCGAGUCCAAAUUAAAACUUGUGUUAUGUUCAUCACUCCACCUGGCAGCCGUUAACAGCUUUUGGUUUGCCGAAUCUACUGUAAAAUGCCUGGUAAAACUCUGCCUUUUUAUCACCAAGAAACCAAAUAUUUCAGAUGGAAGUGUUGUGCCAAAAUGAUCCGGGAGACUUCUGUGCCAAACAGGGCUGGCAUUUGGACCACACUGUUUGUAGAACGACAAAUGUCACUGGACCAUUAUAUCAUAGAUACAAAUGUAAAAUCAGAGCACCCGAGGACCAAUCCUCGCUCUCCUGACUGGAUGCGCUUAACAGGGCUGGGCCCCAUUUAUCUUAGGCUCAUUAUCAUGAUGAUGAUGAAGAACAUGCAGAUUACAUUUGUAUUUUGUUACUGUGUACAAGGGGUGAGGGGAAGAGGAAACUGCCUCUUUUAAAGAGUUAAGAACUUAAAAUGCACAACCACGACCUCUAAUUUCAGCACAAUUAACCAAUAUUUCAGCUCUGACUGUAAAAUGCUUGGUGAUGCAUGUUGAGGACUUGGAGACAAGUCUGAACUCAGCCUCUGACUGGUGUUAACAAACACGUCAGAGGAUUUACACAGGCUGGAUUGUUAUUUAAGUCGAGCUAUUAGCACAUUGAUGGGGAUCCAGUUCCAGUCGAGAGACCCUGCUGCUUUGAACCCAACACCUAGUUUCAUCAGUAAGAUUAGUUUUUUUGCUUUUCAGUGUUAUUCAGUGAAGUGUUCAUUCAUGUUGCAUCAGUUUUUAAUUAAGAUUGCAGAAUUCUAUCUUUAAGAUCUUUAGGUCUUCACUCUUAAAGAGAAAAAAAAAAUGUAUUUUAAACCUUUAUUUUGUUUUUCAUUUUGUUGCAUGCUUUAAAAAAAGUCCUUGUAUUAUACUGACGUCUCUCAGAUAGGUGUUGAAAAACUCAGAUGGGGUGGGAAGCUGACUAUUGGGAUGAUUUUACCAAAAUAUAUACCCAAAGAUGUAUAUGUGUGUGUUGCUAUUGCUUUGGAUGGAAUUAACCUUUGACCUUGGCGAUUGUACUUCCGGUUCUCUAGAGGCUCUGUAGAGCACAACCUGUAAAGCCAGCCACGCCUCAAUUCCUGAGCAGCAGCAGAGGCAGAUUUUUGAGAUGCAGAAGGCUGGUCUGCCCCUCAAACACUAGUGCUUCAUUUCCUUUAACUCCCUUCUAAAUGUGGAGGAUGGAUAAAUGAACAUAUAGUCCUUUCACACUCAAGCUCUGUAUUGUACGGAGGAUCUGAAAGCUUCCUGCCGAGUGUAGAUUUACUUUUCCAACAAUGAUGAAUCCAGAAGGCAGCCAUUUUGUGCGUGGAUCAGUCGUGGGAACUCUCGCUGUCAUGUGAGAAGCAACUAGGACUCUCCAGUACAAACUAUCAGCUCCCCUCCUCAUCUUUAUAAAAGUCCAGGAUGUGUGGCGAUGGCUGCUGAGCAUGUGAUUGGCUGACUGCAGUCCACUCCUGCAUUUUUUGAUCGGGCCCCUGUGGUUUAUGUCCACUAUUUUAUAUUUUGCCUCUCACAGUUUAAAGAGCGAGGGGGAAAAAAGCCGAGUUCAAGAUCGUAGCCCUCCUUUUAAUGAUUGUGUAUUGGAAAAUGAGAGAGAUAGAGAGAAAGAAAAAAAAAUGUUUGAAAUUUUAGAAAGGAAAAAAUAAAACUCAGGUAGUUCUCAGCAGCCCUGCUCUGCAGGUGUCUCAUUGAAACGUGUCCCGUAGUGAUGAA
Limanda limanda (common dab) is the source of this 7746-nucleotide messenger RNA. It is a transcript of the gene trim71, whose product is annotated as tripartite motif containing 71, E3 ubiquitin protein ligase. Gene Ontology annotation, biological process: protein polyubiquitination; proteasome-mediated ubiquitin-dependent protein catabolic process. The coding region runs from base 1026 to 3533 and encodes 835 amino acids. Gene Ontology annotation, molecular function: protein binding; zinc ion binding; ubiquitin protein ligase activity. The transcript is spliced from 7 exons. The record is from RefSeq and is a predicted model, not a curated record. NCBI's taxonomy places the organism in Eukaryota, Metazoa, Chordata, Actinopteri, Pleuronectiformes, Pleuronectidae.